CUUAUGUAUCGUACGCGAAUUAUCGAGACGUUGUGAAUUUGGCGGCUUGGCGAAAAGGUACUGUAACUUACUGAUCACGCAUCCACUGGGCUUGCGGCGCCGCAAUCCUUUAAUUGAAGGAGGGCACUCCUCCAUACUUGCCUGUCGCCAACAGAUGAACAAGAAAGCCUCCGGCCAGUGCGACGACGAAUCUCACCGUAAAAACAGGAGAGCGGCAAGUGCCUCUGGGUUUCGUUUUGGCCCCGCGGGUGCCCCGGUUGUUUCCGAGUCCACAGCACACUACGCAUAUGCGCCGGCGCCGCCAACAUGACAUCUGCAGGACCGACGCAAAUCGCCGGCGCCACGAGUAGAUCUCGAUUGACCGAGAACAAGCGCCGCUACCGAGCUCGUCGGAAAGAGUAUGUAGCGGAUCUAGAGCGACGUCUCGCAGAAGCGCGAGCGCAGGGGGUAAAGGCGACAAAGGAAGUGCAGUCGGCCGCACGAAAGGUUGCCGCCGAGAACGGGCGCCUCCGGGAACUCCUUCGGUUGGCUGGCUUCGCCGACAAGGACAUUGACGGGUGGGCCACGGGGGAUUCGAGGGAUUGCACUCGAAGGGGAGAAAUAGAGCAGAAGGCCAGGCUUUGUGCAGCGAUUCUAGCUAGCCCGGAGGGGUUGGCCGCGGAGGAGAAGACAUGCCCAUCGCGGAAGAACAUCAGGCAGAGGGAGUCCAGGGCGGCUGGGGCUAUGCCACGGAACACAGACACAGCAUUAAGCAUCCAGGAGCCGCUCGCCGAGUCUGGGUCCUCCGAAAGUCAUGACUCGGACCCAACGGUGACUGCCGGCCCCACGCCCCCGACGAGUGAGGCUGCUACACGCACAGGGACCUGCGCCGCCCGUGGCCGAGAAAUCCGGCCAUGCAAACUCCUCUCCCUUCUGGCCGAGAAUCCGAGUGCAGAUAUCACGCAGGUCCCAGUUCAUCCAAGAGCAGCCGAUCCUCUCCAUGAUACCGCUCAGCGCGAAGGAGAUGUGGAGUGUGGGAAGGCAUAUGAGAUGCUCAUGCAGUACGCGACAUCCGAGGAGAAGAUGGAUUACGUUGCCCGAGCGUUGGAAGCCGGCUGCACCGCGAACGGGAAGGGCGGCUGUGCCGUUAAGAAGAAAGUUGUAUGGGAAGCUCUCGACAGCAUGUGUGAAUGAACUCUUGUUAAGAUGGUUGACCUGCCUCGGCGCUAAGGUAUACGUGUAAUGGUUGCGCCGUUUCCCCUUCCGACUAGUAGUACGAUAGCUAGUCCGAGCAGUUGGUUGUCCGAAAUCUCAAUCCACAUCUGUUUGGCCAGCCCAUGGUAGGAGGACAUGGGCCCAGGAACGGACGGAGAGAUUUUUGUGCGUGCACCAAUCAAAGUUAUCGACUAGCGUUUUUUUACUUCUGG
Messenger RNA from Parathielavia appendiculata, 1406 nucleotides. RefSeq lists its product as uncharacterized. NCBI's taxonomy places the organism in Eukaryota, Fungi, Ascomycota, Sordariomycetes, Sordariales, Chaetomiaceae. The record is from RefSeq and is a predicted model, not a curated record. The coding region runs from base 307 to 1173 and encodes 288 amino acids. The transcript has 4 exons.